Colletotrichum aenigma is the source of this 876-nucleotide messenger RNA. RefSeq lists its product as uncharacterized. The transcript has 2 exons. The record is from RefSeq and is a predicted model, not a curated record. NCBI's taxonomy places the organism in Eukaryota, Fungi, Ascomycota, Sordariomycetes, Glomerellales, Glomerellaceae. Bases 1 to 876 code for a protein of 291 amino acids.
AUGAAGUCGAACGCGCACAGCGUCGCCCUUGGCGACGCUAACAAGAAUGAAUACAACAGCGACGCCAAGAAUAAGGCCCCUGCCUCGUUCGGUUUGGCAGCGGUGGAUCUGACUUGGCUGUUUUCUUCAAAUGAGGAGAAGCCACUGGUUACCAUCAAGUGUGGAGAAGAUGCCUACAGCCGAACGUUCACGGUCCUCAAGCCUAUCUUGACGAAGCACUCCAACUUCUUCGAAAAAUGCCUUCGGAACCCGUGCAAAGAGUCCGAAUCCUUGAUCGUCGAGCUUCCCGAAGUCCUACCCAGCAACAUGAUGCUCUACCUCACCCUCGCCACCCGGCAAGCCCUGAUGAAUCGCGCCUCAGCGGAGACUUUAGUGAAGCGCAAGGAUUUCGCAGAUCCGACCUACAUGUCGGACCAUGUACAAUUUUACCAACUUUGCGACUUUCUCCAAAAUGAAGAGCUCGGGAAAAGCACUCACAAACUGCUUGUCAACCUCAUCAAGAGCCAGCAAAAUGUUUACACCGGAGGCAAUUGUCCCACUAUUUUCCGGGGCUAUGGCAAUACCUUCGAUCUUCUAAAGCAGGGUCAUGUCGCCCAAGCCAAACUUCGUCGCCUGCUAGUCAAGACCUUCUGUUGCACAAUCAACGCUUCAAACUGCUUCAAGUAUUGCGAUGCUCUGAAGGAGUAUCCCGACUUCCACUUUGAGGUUGCCAAGCAGUACGCACUCAACUCCAUGUGGAAGGAUCCUACCCAUAAAAAGGCAGCCGCGAUGAUCAAGACACAGCGCAUGUCUAUCGACGACGAGUCAGAGUCGGAGCUGGAACCGGAUUCGGAUUCGGAGCUGCAGUUGGAUUCGGAGCCGGAGUCGGAGGAUUGA